Molecule: messenger RNA, 363 nt
Organism: Rotaria sp. Silwood2
Lineage: Eukaryota; Metazoa; Rotifera; Eurotatoria; Philodinida; Philodinidae
Source: the annotation of a GenBank genome assembly
AUGAAAGCAUUAAGUUAUGUUCCAUCUGAAUGGGGUCAUGAUGUAUGUAAACUUCUUAAUAUUCGUGUUGAUAAUGAUUGGCGUUUACUUGGUAAACGUUUUGGUUAUUCAACAAGUGAAUUAAAACCUUGGGCUAUGCAAACUGAUCCAUCAAUGUCUUUACUUAAUGAAUGGUUCAUGACACAUAAAACUGAUGAAGCAAUAUAUGGGCUUUUAAAAGUUUUACACGAUAUAGGCCGACCAGAUGUCGAAGAAAUUAUUCGUAAAGCUCUGACAGCUGCUGGUGAACUUAUACCAGAUGAUAUAUCAAUGGAUAUUAAACGUCUUCCACCAAUAUUUAUUUCUUAUCAAUGGGGUUCGCAA